Messenger RNA from Malus domestica (apple), 991 nucleotides. RefSeq names its product large ribosomal subunit protein eL13x-like. Gene Ontology annotation, biological process: translation. Gene Ontology annotation, molecular function: RNA binding; structural constituent of ribosome. The record is from RefSeq and is a predicted model, not a curated record. Gene Ontology annotation, cellular component: ribosome; cytosolic large ribosomal subunit. NCBI's taxonomy places the organism in Eukaryota, Viridiplantae, Streptophyta, Magnoliopsida, Rosales, Rosaceae.
UGGGGGAAGACGAGGCCCAAAGCUUCCGGCCCAAUACGAAAGACACUCGGGUUUUCUGCUAUCUAUCAUAAACCCUAGCUCGCACAGUCGUUGUUAAGACCGCGCGAGUAGAGGGAGUAAGAAAACAUUUCAUCGCGAACUCAGAUUUCAGGUAAGCCAUGGUGAAGCACAACAACGUUAUCCCGAGCUCUCACUUCAGGAAGCAUUGGCAGAACUAUGUCAAGACCUGGUUUAACCAACCUGCUAGGAAGACCAGGAGGAGAACUGCUCGCCAGAAGAAGGCUGUGAAAAUCUUCCCUCGUCCAACCACUGGUCCCCUCCGUCCCAUUGUUCACGGACAGACUCUGAAGUAUAACAUGAAAGUGAGAGCUGGUAGAGGCUUUACUCUUGAAGAAUUGAAGUCUGCUGGAAUUCCAAAGAAACUUGCACCUACCAUUGGAAUUUCUGUUGAUCAUCGUAGGAAGAAUCGUUCUCUGGAGGGUCUUCAAGCUAAUGUUCAACGUCUGAAGACAUACAAGGCCAAAUUAGUGGUCUUCCCAAGACGUGCUAAGCAUACCAAGGCUGGUGAUUCUUCCGCAGAGGAGCUUGCCAACGCCACCCAGCUCCAUGCUCCCUACCUUCCAAUUGCACGUGAGAAGCCAACGGUUGAGCUUGUGAAGAUUACCGAUGAGCUGAAAUCAUUCAAGGCUUAUGACAAACUCCGUGUGGAGAGGAUGAACCAACGCCAUGUCGGUGCCAGGCUCAAGAAGGCAGCAGAGGCCGAGAAGGAAGAGAAGAAGUAGAGAGAGAGAGCUUGAUUUUGGAAGGAUUUUUGUUUAGGGUUUGGUCUGUUUACUGCCGGACUUGUUUCAUGAACACACCAAUUUCAGAGUAUGUAAACUUAAUUAAUCCAAGUUAGCGAGAUGCUGCCAUGGCUCUUUAUUUUUGUAUCACUUUGGGUUUUGUGAUUUGCAGAAUCAUAUUGUGUUUCAUGAUGCAUUUGAUUUCGAAU